AUGGACAUAGUGAAGGGCAUUAGAGGCGGCAUCCAGGGCAUUAAACGCAUGUUUGGCUCGCAGAACGGCGACGCUGCCGAAGAAGCAAACGACGUAGGCAGCCCCACAAGCCAGCUCCAAACAGCGCACAAGCUGUCCUCUGAGACUGAAGGCAUUCUGCAACCUCCCGCGCACAACGCUGACGCCAUGUCUACCAAGCUCAGUCAUGCAGCCUCACCACCACCACUGCCUGCGACGCUCCCUUGGGCCUCACCGGACGCCUUCCCACACCGAACCACCGCCUCAAUAGACCUCACGCGCGGCCCAUAUCAAGACGACAAUCUGCCAGAAACCUCACGAAAGCGUCUCGAGCGACUACCACGUCAUAGCAAGAGACGGAACUCAGAAGCCACACCGGUCCCAAAUCCUGCGCUGGGGUUCCGCAGCGGAGCGCACUCAAUGGGCAAGCCAGGGGCAGGAAUGGGCGUUCAGCCGAUCAACACUCUCCAGGACAACUCUAUCGCCGUCGGCACCAACCCAGCUUACGGAAAGGGCAGAACAUACGGCAAACUCAGUCGCAAUACUGCCAAAGUGCCCAGUCGCGAAGCGCUGUUUCCCGGGAGUGAAGAGUACCGCCAACGGCAAUCGAACCACCAUUCGACGGACUUGUACAUGCCUUCCGUCAAACGCAGAAAGACCGAAAAACCUAGUACGGCUCCCGCAAGUUUCGUCGAGAUAACCGAUGACGAGGAUGAGGUGGCACAUCCUUGUCAGGCAUCGGUGCCGCGAGCGUGCUCGGUCGUAUCUUCUGGAAGCCCCCGCAGCACAAUAAGCAAGCAUGCUGGCACCGGGCCGAGACCCGCGUCGCAGCCUACUAGUGAGUUUGAAAACACCAAUAAAAUGCUUGAUCCGAGACGUAACAAGAAGCCACGGCCACGGAGGCCAGGGUCAAAGGGCCCCAGCGAGCAUCGCAACGAGUUGUCUGCCGACUUCCCCUUUCUUGGUGCCGGGAGUCAGCCUCAAGAACAGCCUUUUACCAUCCAUGACGAUACCUUGAAGUCUCCCGAGACUGCAACGGCCUUGAUACUCCAGAGCCACGAGCAAGGCUUGAGACAGGAGCCGCCUCGGAACAAAGCGCAGCGUUCCACUGGACUGACAUCGAAUUACUUCAGACCCGAGAAUCCCAAGAUGCGCAUCAAUGAGUCCACCGCCAAGGAGUCCACUAUAGAACAGUAUGACCGAAUAGCUCGAGAACAGGGAGGCUCAAAUGGGUUACACAAAAACUUGCGAGAACAUCGACAUGCUGAACACGUAUCGAAAGUCGAGCACGACCCUGUCGAUAGUAGUGAGGAUGAGCUAGCGCAGGCAACUCCUAGUCCAUCAAGACAAAGGCGGAGACAGUCACUAUCCAAGGCAAGGCCGAAGGGUACUUCUCAACACACAAGCGAAGCGUUGGGCAAGUCCUACCCGCUCAGAUACGCUCGCACAUAUGACUCCGUCGUUAACUCUGAGGGUGUCCAACUCAGACAAACCAAGACUGACCCGAAGCUCUUCCGCAUCACCACUUGUGACAGUGAAGGAAACGUAAAGACUCACGAGAUCAUCGACUUGAAUCGUAUCAACCGAUCCGAAUCCGACAACAUUAAUCGAAUACGUCUUCUGGGCCCAGCCACGAACGGUAAUCGUUACUGGUUCGACCUGCAAUUUGCCAAUAAUCUCGAGUUUCCAGGCUUUAGAAAAACAUACGUGCAUCCGGAGUGUCUGCAGAAUGUAGUGAAUACAGACAAAUUUAUGGUCGAUUUGUUCGAGAAGCCUCCCCAGUGGAACGACAAGAUAGGCAAGUCACCGAUGAUAAGCGAGGAGAUACAUACAGGCUCUGCGCAUGAUCGCCCUCUAGCAGGUUUCAAACCAUCAAUCCUCGGUGCGCUCAAAGACAGCGCACCUGAUGGUAAGAGAGCGACCACAUCGACCUUGGACAGGUUAAGGCAGUCCCCAAAAGCUACACAAGCACCCUUGCGCUCGGUUCGAUCAACGCGGGCAACAGCGCCAAUCCACAACCACAAAACCCACGAAGAGAUCGAGCCUGAAAGAUACUCGGAAAUCCAUGGUCUGGGGAAGCCAUGGGCCAAGCCACUUAAUUACAGCAUUGACAGCGGUUUUCUCAAACGGCGAAAGGCCACUAUCGAGUUUGACGACCUUGGAAAGCUGGACGAAGGUCAAUUCCUCAACGACAGUAUUAUGACCUUCUACAUGCUCUAUUUGUACCAGGAGCUCAAAGUGUCGAUCGACAGCGUGUAUUUCUUUAACACAUACUUCUACCCGACACUUACAAGAAAGGUGAAAGGGCGAGAACGCAUCAACUAUGAUGACGUCAAGUCAUGGACAAAGCGAGACGAUGUUUUCAGCUAUGACUACCUCGUAGUUCCGAUCAACGAGAAUCUUCACUGGUACUUGGGAAUCAUUUGUAACGUUGGCAAAAUCGGACGGAAAAAAGAACACGGGACUUCGCAAGAGGACUCACAGGAUCUGGAUCAAGAAGCGGCUAGUCUUCACGCAUCUGACAUCCCAUUGAUCUCGAAAAACGAUACUGAUGUUACGGGUCAGAGCAACACUACCGCAGAGACAACUUCGCCUGGCAAUGCCCUUGACACAGAGAUCGUUGAUAAUGAUGACGUCAAUUUGUUCGAAGAGGAGAAGAAGCUCGACCUCAUCGAUCGCGAUACACCGGCUGCUGAUCAAAACACACAGCUCAUUGUUGAGCAAGACGGGCCUAAUAGGAAACAUGUCGAGGACAAGGGCAACUUGGCAGCGCGUUUGCCACUGGAAGCUACAGAAAUCUCAUCGAUUUUGGCUUCGAGUCAGGCAAAGCAAGCCUCAAAGAAGAAGGCCAGGAAUAGCUCACAACUCCAGAAGAAGGAUCCUGAAAAGCCAGUCAUUAUGAUUCUCGACUCGCUCGGCGGAAAGCACAGCAAUGCGACACGUGCUCUGCGACAGUGGCUGGAGGCCGAAGGCGUUGAUAAACGCGGCAUCAUAGCCGAGAUCGACAAUAAGGGCCACUAUCCAAAACUCUCGCAGAUUCCGAUGCAGACCAACUUCUCUGACUGUGGUCUUUACGUCCUGGGAUAUCUCCGGAAGUUCUUCGCAAACCCAGACGAUUUCACAACGAAGCUUUUACAACAGCAGAUGUCUGCACAGUCAGACUGGCCAGAUAUGGACCCCUCGAAGAUGCGUGACGAUAUUCGCAAACUUAUCUUUCGACUGAACGAUGCGCGGAACGGCGCGCGAAAGGAGGCACACAAGGCCAAGCAGACUGCAAAUGGAAAAGAUGCUCCAGUAUCGCCCACGAACAUUGGCUCCAAGGUGAUGAGCCCUGCUCUGAAGCAACCGGAUGCCUCGAAGACCCAAAGUCCAGCUACAGCGCCUUCAGUCGCCGAUCCGGCGCCGACCCCAACAGCCACUACAGUCAAGGCAUCCACACCUCCCACAGACACACCGCGCCUAGGGUCUCCAUUCGGACCUGAAGCACAAUCCGAAAGAGUUUUUUCGCCCAUCACUGGGGCUGUACAAACAGAUGAUAUAGCUUGUGCACCCUCAACUGCACAAGACUUAUCCUCAAAGACACCAGGACGGCCAAGACAGUCGUCUCCCCAACGAACAAAGGGUCCAGAGGUCCGUGUUCCCGCCAAAUCACCGCUUAUCGAUCUUUCAACUUAUGAACCGUAUGAUGGCACGAGUGAUCGAACGCAAUCUCCCAGACAACAGCCAGCUGACUUGACAAGCCCACUGCAGAAUCAUGGCUUGCGCAGUAAAGAUAACGGAAAGCUUCACAUGCCUGCGGCGAAGAAAACACAAGCAAACUCGCCAGCCAGGCCAUCGCGCGAACGUUCGACAGCCUUCAGUCCGCUGCAAGCGCGCAUGCGAUCAGGUAGUCACGAUGACCCUAUCACGCUGGACGACUCACAGGAUCUGGACGCGCCUAUCAAGAAGCAAUCACAAUCUGCAAGAAAGCCUCAGCCUGAGGUCAUCGAGCUCAAUCGCUCUCAGGAAUCCGUCCAGGCACCAGCUCGGCUUGUCAAGCAUCAAACGCAAAGCUCUCCAACACACCACCGAGGAGUCCGUAAGCAGGUUGCCAACCGCGAUGACUCCAUACGAGAUGUCGAUCGCUGCGACUGGGAGGAAGAUCCCGAUCUUAUGCGUGCACUUCUAAAGUCACUAAAUGAUGAGGGCGAACGACUGGCUCGUCUUGACAAUCAUCGGCCGUACGAGCCAGAUGACCCCAUGGAAGAUGUGGUUGACGUACAAGCCGUCUAUUCUCAGUCUUCACACGCGUCGCAAGAGAUUCCCGAGACGCAAGAGGCGCAACCUAUGGAAGUCGACAACGAUGACGAGGCAAUCCCUGAAUCACCGGAGCAACGAAGGAACAGUCCAAGGCCGGAUAUUGUGAUGCUAGACUAG
Molecule: messenger RNA, 4434 nt
Organism: Didymella exigua CBS 183.55
Lineage: Eukaryota; Fungi; Ascomycota; Dothideomycetes; Pleosporales; Didymellaceae
Exons: 7
Coding region: 1-4434 (1477 amino acids)
Biological process (GO): protein desumoylation
Cellular component (GO): nucleus; cytoplasm
Molecular function (GO): SUMO-specific endopeptidase activity
Source: RefSeq, a predicted model, not a curated record